AUGCCAAGAUUUCCUCCUUCCUCCAACGUUCCUGCCAUGCCUCUUUAUGAGCCAAUCUUGGAGUUGGAGGCUCAUUUGAGUGGAGCGUUUGAGGCAAACAACUCCAAGGCCAAAUCCAGUGGGCCAACGAAGGGGUUGGAUGACGGACCAUCAAAGGUUGAGAAAUCUAGGAAGGUUCAGUUGAAGGCCAAGCCUCUAGUCCUCAAGAAUCAAGUAGCGACCAAGGUGGUAUCAACAUCUAAGGUCGAUGAGAAAAAAGAGAAUGACCAUGAAAUGGUCGGGAAUGUUAGGGGUAAACCCCAAACGAGAGAAGACAAGCCAAAGCCAGAAGAAGACCAAGUUAUGGUCGAUGUUCAAACACCUGAGACGGAAGAAAAGGCUAAGGCUAUGGCCGAUAUUAAGGCCACAGAAGCUUCAGAAAAUCCAAAAGGCACUUUGGCUGAUGAUGAAGAACUUUAUGGGGAAGAUGAAGAGUACAGUGAUGAUGAGUAUUUCGAAGAACUUACAGAAGAAGUUAUGGAGCAACUAGCUAAAGAACACACGGAAGAGAUGGCCAAGUUUGAAAAUGAACUAAAAGUGGGCAAGGCCAAGGUGAAGUUUGGGGACUUCGAUGAAGUUGAGGCCAUGGUCAUCACACUUCCGUUAUUUUUCGAAGCUCAAUAA
Messenger RNA from Prunus armeniaca (apricot), 663 nucleotides. The record is from the annotation of a GenBank genome assembly. Lineage: Eukaryota; Viridiplantae; Streptophyta; Magnoliopsida; Rosales; Rosaceae.